Messenger RNA from Mercurialis annua (annual mercury), 584 nucleotides. Its product is annotated as SEED MATURATION PROTEIN 1. The transcript has a single exon. The coding region runs from base 221 to 466 and encodes 81 amino acids. Gene Ontology annotation, biological process: seed dormancy process. NCBI's taxonomy places the organism in Eukaryota, Viridiplantae, Streptophyta, Magnoliopsida, Malpighiales, Euphorbiaceae. The record is from RefSeq and is a predicted model, not a curated record.
AAGCACGAGUGAGCCCGAUAUUGGGCCCAUUAUGAAUGCAUUAAUUAGCCCAUUAAGAAAGAAACUUCGACAACGCUCCAAGCCACGCGGCAAAGCUGAGAUGACACAUGUCAGUCUCAAGCUGUUAGAAGUGACACGUAACGUUGCAUGUAAAGCUUAUAUAAGGGGAGAGGAUGAAAUUAUUGUGAUGUAAGUAAAGUAUUAGAUAAAAGAGAGAAAAAUGGCGAAGAGUAAGGAUGAUAUAAAGUACGGGACAGCACAGGCGAAGCUAUCAGAAGAUGAAGCUUUAAGGAUUAGGUAUAAGCAUGGGACUCCGCUUGAAGGUGGUAAGAUUGCUGAUUCUGAACCUCUUGAUCUCUUUUCAAGUGCUCAUCAGAUUCCCAGUAAACCUUCUGAUGAAUCCACCACCACCAACCAAUCUCAGUCGCACCGUGGCCCAAAUGACAAGCCCAAUCCUGCUACUUGAGUAUAGUCUUUUACUGCUCUUUGUGUGUAUGGAGUUAUAGAGUUGAUGUUUUAGUUUAAUCAACAUGUACGUUGUACAUUAUAAUAAUAUUUAUAAUAUAUGGUUUGAAGUUCAGUUA